Messenger RNA from Spodoptera exigua (beet armyworm), 6939 nucleotides. NCBI's taxonomy places the organism in Eukaryota, Metazoa, Arthropoda, Insecta, Lepidoptera, Noctuidae. The record is from the annotation of a GenBank genome assembly.
UGAUAAGAGAAACACUGAUAAGAGUGUCUGUCAACACCUGUUUGACAUUCGUGGCUACAUCAUCAUGAUGGUCAGUUAAAAUCAUUGUGUUUUCGUACAGUGUCGCGCGUGAAAAUGUGAAUUUUAUAUAAAUAAAAUAGUUUUUGUUAAUGAAACAUCGAGGGGCGCACAUGAACAUCCCAAAGCGAAUGACGUGAGUGACAGUGGCGCCAUUGCGGCAGUCGGCCCGAACUAGCGCCAGUAGACGAAUUUCGCUCGGUGGGUAAUGAGAGGCUGAGCGAAUUACUUCAAGUUUCUCACGAAAUGGCCAGCAAUAUGAAGCCAAUGCACAAAACCAAACAUUUCCCGAUAGACCAGCUCGUGUGUGUUGGCAAUUACGAGCUGGAGAAAACGAUUGGCACGGGGAAUUUCGCUGUUGUAAAACUCGCUACACACAUUAUAACUAAGAGUAAGGUAGCAAUAAAAAUAAUAGACAAAUCGAGAUUAGAUGAGGACAACUUGAAGAAAACAUUCAGAGAAAUAGCGAUUAUGAAGAAAUUAAGACACCCUCAUAUUGUCAGGUUGUAUCAGGUUAUGGAAAGCAGUCACACGAUAUACCUAGUCACAGAAUACGCGCCUAACGGUGAAAUAUUUGAUCACCUUGUAUCCCGUGGUCGUAUGACGGAACCGGAGGCGGCGCGCGCCUUCGCCCAAAUGGUGGCCGCCGUGGGGUAUUGCCACGCCAACGGGGUCGUCCACAGAGACCUAAAGGCAGAAAACUUGUUGCUCGAUAAGGAUAUGAAUAUUAAGUUGGCAGACUUCGGGUUCAGUAACGAGUACACAGCUGGCUCUCCGUUGGCGACGUGGUGUGGUAGUCCACCUUAUGCUGCCCCGGAGCUGUUUGAGGGCAGACAGUACGAUGGACCCAAGGCUGACAUCUGGUCUUUAGGCGUGGUUCUGUACGUGUUAGUAUGCGGCGCGCUUCCCUUCGACGGCAGUACUUUACACGAACUGCGCAGCGUUGUACUCAGCGGGAAGUUUCGGAUACCUUACUUCAUGUCACAGGAAUGUGAGCACCUAAUCCGUCACAUGUUGGUGGUGGAGCCCGAGCGUCGCCUGUCGCUGCGCGGCGUCGCCCGCCAUCGCUGGCUCGCCGCGCACCGACCCAACCAUCAACCGGGGCCCGGACCCGGGAUAUACGAGGAGAGCCUGGGUGCGUGUGCGUGUCACUCAGCGGAGGCGUCGGGUGGCGCGGGGGGCGCGGGGGCGGAGUCCCCACACUGCGCCGACACCGUGCGCCGCCACAUGCUCACUCUGCCCGGACUCACGCAUCUACUCAUCGAACAGGCUAUACAAGAGGACCGUUUCGAUCACAUAUCAGCUAUAUACCACUUGUUAAUGGACAAAUUACAACAGCGGUCUAGCGCCAGAAACAGCUUACAGCAUAGAGAUUCAUUGGACUCGACGACUGGACAACCUUUGGAUCUUACUAGUACUAAGAACGUGGAAGAAGAACAGAUGGAUGCAGAAGAGACGACAGCGCAGGAUUGCCUCGUCACUGUACCGUGCGAGCCAGUGGACUACCUGACUGACCAACCUGAUAACUUGGAGAAGUUCGGUUCAACAGUAGCCCCGGUAACAGACGAGCCCCCCGCCCCGCCGGCGCAGCCCAGCUCUGCGGAGACCCACGCCACCAGGCGACAUACUGUCGGCCCCGGGGACUGUCGCCAUACACAGGGUGGAGAGCUGGGUGUAUGCGGGGCAGCUUCUGCAGACCUGCGACCCUCACCGCUUUACGUGUCGGCGCAUUUCAAUCAACAAGCAUCUCCGAACGUGUCCCUGCUCCCGAACACGAACCUGGCGGCCAAGCUGCCGGCCGUCCAGCAUCAGCCCCCGCGGUACUUCAGCGUCAAGGACCAACAUCUGCUCAAGCCCCCCCACGCCAUGCAGACACAAGCGUCGACGUUCGGUCGGCGCGCGUCGGACGGCGGCGCACACGUGGCGCGCGGACGCGACCGCGCCUGCUGCCACUCCGCGCCCGCGCAUCAUGUAUCAGACAGUGGCACUCCAGCUCGCGCCGAAGACACGGAGCAAUCUGAGGAACAAAACACAGAUUCUGCUUACAACACUAACUUAUGCAGAUAUAUGAUGAACCGAGGCAGCAGUAAGCGGCAUACUAUGGCGACUCCGGAAGACGCGGCCAAUGUCGUCACUUCCAGUACCGGAUCUAUGCAAAGUACAUCACCGUCCUCAACAACAAGCAUACGAGUGAGAAGAACCGGUCUUUUGACUGUCACCGAAAGACCGCCGGUUAUAAGCCCAGAAUUAGUAAUGGAGGUCGAAGCUCGAAUGAAGAGGAAUUAUUUGCCACCUUCCAUGCAAUAUCAGAACCAAAGUGGUUACCAGAGCCCCCCCACCCCAACGGGACCAAUCCCCAAUCCUGUCCCCCAAUCUCCUACCCAAGGCUCGAUCACUGCUGGCACUCCAAAUUACAGCCAGAAUACAGGAAACCAAAAGUCCAUGAAACCUGUUUUACAAACCAUUCCACAAGGCUCUAUUAUGGGUACCAAGGGGUCUAUAAUGUCUGGGACCCCAAUAACCCAGGCUGUCUCCCCUUUCACCCCCACAAUGGGUCAGUUUUCGUCAAAUCAUGGUAAUGUCGCUCAAAAUGUCGGGUCUAUUACCAGUGGGACUCCAGUAAAUCAAGGUUCCAUUGUUUCUGGAACCCCUACCUAUGACAAUACAAAGAAUUUUGGCAGCUUUAGCUCCAACAGUUAUGGCAGCAUCCCUAGCUGUUCCUAUAAUACACCUAAUGUGAAUAAUUUCGGGUCUAUCACAAGUGGGACCCCAAUUAACCAUAACUUCCAAAAUCAACCCAUGAGCCAAGGUUCGUAUCAGCAGACCCCUAUGAGCCAAAAUACGUUUUCGAACGCCCCCAUUAAAAAGGGCUCAAUAACUGACGGUACGCCUAUUUCUCAAAAUCCCUUCCAAUCAGGCCCUAUGGGUCAAAAUUACCAAAGUACAAAUCCUCCAUUCUCAAGCACGCCCAUAAAAAAAGGCUCUAUAACCGACGGCACCCCAAUCACAACACAGUACCAAAACCAACCAGUUAUACAUGGCCGGAGAUCGUUCCAGAAUCCGCCUAUUCAGGGCUCAUUUAUCGGUGGCCCUCAAGGGUCUUUCUCGAAUCCUGCAAUUAAUCAGGCGUUUGACAAUACUCCUAUGUACCAAAGCUCUUUCAAUUCAGAAUCUUUUAUACCGACACCUAUGAAAAAGGGGUCUAUUACUGAAGGGACCCCUAUACAACAAGGGUUCUUUUCAAGUCAGGAUUCGUUCAAUAACGCCCAAGUUCCUAUGAACCAGGGGUAUCAGCCGCCUCAUCAAAAUCAAGGGUCCUUAAUGAACCAAAAUUCUUACCCUAAUCUAACAGGAGGAAAUCAAAAUUACCCCACUCCUGGUAGCCAAAUGAGCCAAAAUUAUCCACCUCCCCAAAAUUACUCGACGCCUAUGAACCAAGGGUCUCAGAAUUACCAGAAUGCCCCCGGUUCUAUUACCGCCGGGACCCCGAUUCCUGUGACUAGUAAUAGCUAUAACUCCGGACAGUACAACGGCAAACAAAGAAAGUAUUCCGGACCUCAACGGAUCAAAUUGCAAAUGUUAGCCACAGUGCAGGAAAUGGCACGUGAACAUGCAGAGAGAUACUCCCCCGUCCGUCGGGCGGAGUGCUCCCCCCCUCGGGCUGCGCAUGACAUCGCCUCAGCCAGACUUGAAUAUCAACAGCUACAGCGAGGCCUAGAGCGACGUGGCGGAGGCCCGGGCGCUUCGCCCCCUCACGCUGAUGUCAGACUACAUACACCUGGGACUUCGAUGCCUGGGUCACCAAUCCACCAAUGCGUGGGCACAGCAUCUCCUCUGGACCUGAACACAGUGUCUCCUGAAGCAGCCCGAGCUGUUCUGAUGGCAGUCAGGAACAUCAUGACAGACCCAGCCGCCAUGGAGCUACAUACCACGCUGGUGCUUACUCAGGACCUAGCGAUGAAAAUCGGCAUCAAUCUCCACGCGCUCUACAACCCACACGUGAACAUAUCUCAAGAGAUCCUCAAGUCCAUCCACUCGUACAAUAACUUCGCUCUUCUGUCCGGACAUACGUCACCCGCCAGCCCGGGCUCACCGCUACACCAAAUCACUGAAGGUCUCAGCUAUCUCCACACUGGAUCCAUAACGAGAGGAACCCCUCAAGCAUCAGCAACACCCUUAGAUUUAAGAAGUAAUGUGGAUAUGGACACAGGGCAGUAUCAGCAACUACACCCUUUAGUCCACUCUCAAAUCCACAUGGUGACCCAUAGGUCCUUAAACAACUCCCCCAUCUCAAACCCAGGGUCUCCUUUAGACAUGAUUCAAGAAGAGAUCGGAAACGGAAGCCAUUUAGACAAGGCCUUUCAAGAAAACAUGAGGUACGUACCCAGUUUCACUCCAACACAUCCACAGAUCAGUCUAACUGAUUGCUUAGGAUCUGAAAUUACGCUGGUAGCGUCGUCUUCUGAAGACAGUAUGGAUAGUUUGGAGAAUACCAAGUAUGCUCUACCUCAGUUCGUGAUCUCUGAACCAUCCGACUUGGACGAUAGGCCUUCUAUAACCAAGGGCAUAGGUAGGAAAGUCAGUCAGGAGACGGAACAAACGGAGCCUAAAGAGGAACCGGCUCCCGACGACGCAGAAAUGCAAUCGCCUAAAGAAAGUGUCGAUGAAACGGCCAAGUUCUUGACAGAAGAAAUGAAGUAUCCGCGCCGGGGUAGCGAUAAAUCAUUAGGUUUUAGCGACGAUUCCCUAAGCAACGAUUCUGCGAAUGUAUCUCCGAACUGCGAACAAAAUAUUCAGUCAAUUUACUCGAAUAUCGUCUCCAUAAGCUCAGGGUUUAGCGAGAAUCGAGGCAGCUUCUCUGAACACCGAGAGUCAUUCUCCUUUUCCGACCGAGGCUCUUUCUCUGAACGAGGGGAUUUCGGACGGUCCUCGUUUUCUGAACGAAGCGAUUUCGGUAGGGGCAGCUUCUCGGAGAAAGGGGAAACGCCGCGAUCAUCAUUCUCCGCGCAGGGCACCUUGGGGGAGGUGAAAGAGUAUUACGAAGAUGUUUACAUGUCUAGGGAUAAUAGUAGGCAGUGUUUGGAGAAAUGCGAUGAGGAGGGCACGCCACCUAGCGAGGAGAUUGAGAAGCUUCAGAGGUCAACUAUGGACCUACGUUUGACAGAAAUCUGUAGGCCGGAGGAGAAAAUACCGAUACUGUUAAGCCCUCAAAAAGUUUCCUGCGUACAAGAAUAUUAUGAAGUCACAUUAUCAACUGUAUGCUCCAAACUAGAUUCUCAAAGAAUAGUGGAGCUGUUAAAAGAAGCUAUAAACACAAGGGUUCCGCCGCAAAGUAUAUUCGUCGAAACCGACCAGAAAGACGGCGACGGAACCCUAACAGGGUAUUUAAAUUUGGAAUAUUCGGGCGGUAUUCAAAUCGAGCUAGUUCUAUGCGAAAACAAAGCUAUGGAGAAGAAGGGUUUGAAGAUGCGACGGAUUUCCGGUGACCAGAGGGAGUAUGGUAAACUGUGCGAACAGUUGAUCACCAGUUUGACUGUCUGAAUCCAAUAUUAUUAAAAAAAAAAAAGAAAAGAAAACCCAAAACUGUCAACUGUCAAAAUGACGUUUCGUCUAUUUCCCCGUACGUGACACCUGUCAACGUGCGUCACUUUGACGUUUCGUCGAUUUUGACAGCUGUCAUUUAGGUUUUUCUCUUUUUUAAUUGUUCGGUUGUUGUUAUUAUUAUUAUUGUAAUAUUUUUGUCUGUUGUUUUGUAACGGAUUCGUACCGUUUACAUACCUUAUGCAUUUAUUAUUGAUAUUUGCUUAUGAAAAAUUCAUUCCUGUCACGUGUUUUGACGUUUUUGUGCAUAUCAGAAUGAUGAAAAUUUAUAUAGAAAAAAAAAUAUAAUUAUGUGAAGAUAAUACUUCGCUCGUCCAAGGAUUGAUACGUAGUUUUACAUACUCUUUACUCUUCUUUAAUUUUUUAAAUCUCACUACGCUGUUACACGCAUUUUCAAAUUCAUAAAAUUAAUUUAUUAUUUAAUAAAAUUAAUAUUUUCUUGUUAAAAAACUAAAGUAGGUAGUCUUUAAAUCGAAUAUUAUAAUAAAUUCAUACUUGGAGCGAGCGAAGCAAGGCGAAAAAGUGAUACUUGUGCAAUAUUAGUUAUGAAAAAAAUAUGUGUACAGUAGCAAAAAAAGUGAUUAAUGUAAAAAGAAAAUAUUUGUCGAAAAUUGUUACUUGAACUGCGAAUAUAGCCUUUAUUACCGCAUAGGUAAGGCUAAAUAUGUUUGAACGACGUUGACUGCUCUUUUAACUAGGACACAAGUUGUUAAAUACUUAUUUCCAAAAACUUUACCAUAUAUUUGGUAUAAAAAUAAUAUUUUUCCAAUUAUCUGGAAUGUAACAUUCCAUAUUUCUCUCUUCUCGUCCUCUAUUUAAUAACUGUCAUGGCUGACCUGUCAAAUGAAACGUCAAAACUGACAGUUCAUCGGGCGCCAUGUUGAGUUUGAAUCGUUAUCCUGUUAUCUACAAGUAAUCCUAUGUUUUUUUUGUAGAAUUUUAGAUUUUUCCUUAAUCUUUUUUUUAUAUCAGACAACUAAAAAAAGGCUUGUUUUAUUUUUCUUUUUGACUUUUCAAUCGUGGUUAUGUAAGACGAUAGUUCUGCAAACGCCGGCGUUCCCUUGGGGUUAGAUGAGUUAAUUUAUUAUUGACCAAAUUUCCGACGUCCAUUGUACCUCAAGCGGGAACGGUACAACUGAUUUUAUUUCCACAAAAUCGAGCAACUUAAAAUUUAAUUAUUGACAGAAAAAUUCAAACAAAUUGAUAUACAUGAUGAAAUAACUAUUGUACAUACAUAAAGACCCUUAAUGCGGUAUAUUUAAAAGCUAAAAUGGCAUGAAA